AUGCUUACUCGCUCUACAUCGAUUACAUCCGAAGACCAAACCCUCAUUUUUAAACAUCUUCCAGAGGACCUCACCGCCAAUGACUGUGCAGAAUUCUUAUCUAACCUGGGUGCUACGAGUUCCUCUUACUUUGGAAAUAAGGGGCCACUGAGGAAUUGUGCACUGGCUGAGUUUUCCUCCACAGAACAUGCUUGGAAAGUAAUCAAGAGUGUUCACCAGCGAGUGAUCUUGCGCAGACGUAUUUCCGUGGAAUUUUUUCCCCAGUCGGAUUCACUCUUCAAAUGUGCCACGAUAGAGCCAGAGGCAGAAUGUGAGAUUUCACAUUUGUCCCCCUUGCCGCACCUUCCAGAACAAGAGCCGAUCGUUCCUAGAUGGGAUAUUUCACUCUCAGUUCCUGUGAACAUGUAUUACAAAUAUCCCAGCCCUUCACCAUCAAUUUUGACCAAUAUCAUCCGCUGCAUGGCCUCGUGUCCCGCAUUCUACACUCAGGUUGGCGUGCAUUCUGUCUAG
This is a messenger RNA of Dicrocoelium dendriticum, 510 nucleotides long. NCBI's taxonomy places the organism in Eukaryota, Metazoa, Platyhelminthes, Trematoda, Plagiorchiida, Dicrocoeliidae. The record is from the annotation of a GenBank genome assembly.